Molecule: messenger RNA, 25127 nt
Organism: Cinara cedri
Lineage: Eukaryota; Metazoa; Arthropoda; Insecta; Hemiptera; Aphididae
Source: the annotation of a GenBank genome assembly
AUGAGUUCAAAAAUAAUUAUUAGUGAUCAUCGGUUGAGAACUAGUGGAGAAGAAAACUUACUUUUACAAGAAAAUGUUGAAAAACAUGGUAAUACGUUAUUAUCUAUAAAUUCAACCAUGAGUUCAAAAGGUUAGUAUAUUAUUAUUUUUAAUGAUUAUUUUAAAUUUUAUUUAUAUCUAUUCAUAGGUAAUAUUGUGAAAAAAAAUUUGAUAAAUAAGGUAUUUAAAAUACAUAUUUUUGGCUUAAUAUUAUAACUACAUUAGCUAUAUAGAAAAAUUUUUAUUUGGUUAUUUUUAAUUAAAAUCCCAAUUUCUUCACUUUGUUAUCUAAUUGAUUUAAAAACAAGUAGGUACUUAAACAUUUAUUUUUAUAAAAUUAAUGAAUUGAAAAACUAUUUAUAAAAAUUAUAGGCACCUAUUUCAAUUAUUAUUUAUUUGUAUAAAACUCUUUUGUCUUUAGUUACCUAGUACGUAAAUUAAAAUAUAUUUUUUACCUUUUUCCUUUAGAGCAUGGUACGUAAUAAUAUAAUACAUAAUAGAUGUUUCAAUUUUAAUAAAUAUUUUUCACUUCAUGUUCAUUUACAUACUUUAGGUAUUACAUAACUUUUAAAGUGGUUAAUUACUUAUAGUCAAAAACAUUGUAUAGGUAAUAAUUCUAUUCUUUAAUAAAAACAAUUUAUACAUAUUCGUGAUUAAUCUUUUACAUUAGCGGUUCUUAACCUUUGUAUAUUGGUAACUAGAAAUUUACCCAAUUUUUCGUACAAAUUUUUUUUUAAAAUAAUUUUCAACAUAGGACUAUUCACCCAAAAUUGGAUCGUGACUAUGAUUGAGAACUGCUGCUUUAUAUUUUAUUAUGUUUUUCAAUGGGUGUGAAUUCUGACAACAGCUUAUAAUCAAUUAGUAGUUAGUACCUAAGUCAUAUUUGGCUAUAUUUACUUAUUACUAAAUUUAUAUGAUAGAAUGUUACUGUUUUAGAUUUGUCAUAGGGAUACUUAUAUUUUUAUUGAAUUUUUACCCAAAUAAUGUAGGUAUUCCUAAUUUAUAAUAAGUAUUUGUAUUAUUUAGUACAAUAUAAUUGUAUAUUAUACUUAAGUAAAUUUAAGUUUUAACAGCUCUUUUGCAUAUUACCAUUUAUAUCAACCCAUCAUACAUUAUUUAAAAAUAGUGCAGUUAUGUAGUAAAUAAUCAAAACUUAUUCAAAUAGUUAAACUUAAUGUAUGACGGUUACCAUUUAAAAUAUUAAACAAUUUCUAAGUAUAAGAUUAAAUAAAAAAGGUAGACAAAUUUGGCUAGUUGUAUUAAAUAAAUAUAAUAAUAUAAAUACUUUUUCCAAAAAUUAAUGUUUUUUUUAAAAAAUUCAUUUUUAGUUUUUUGGUUAGGCAAAUACAUUUUUCCACAGAGUUCUUUAAAUAUUUAAUAUUUCGGCUUGGUAUUAUUUAUUUAAAAUGCCUAGAUUCAAAACAGUUUUUCUAUAUAAUUAAAAUAAACUAACAAAAAAAGUACAAUAUAUCAGUUUUAUUUUUGUUAAUUUCUGUUGAUCUCUAGGUUACCUUGGCAAGGGGAAAUAAAAACAACUAAUUUACUAUUAGUACUCUGCUCAGAAUAGUUUUUUCAUUUGUAAUGAUUUAUUUAUGUAUAAACUAAAUUUCUCUGUAUAUCCUACCUGCCCAACUAUGCACUUAUAUCAGUGGCCUACCCGUGAGCAGUAUAACUUUUUAUUCUUACAUUUAUUAUGUUCAAAUGUUGCUGCAACACACAUGUUUGUACUAAAACAAAUAUUUCAUUCAAUUAACAUAUGAUAUAUUGAUAAAUAAAUAUAAUGUUAUACAAUAUAAUAAAUGUAAUUUAUUAUAUAUUGUGUACCAAUUUAUAUAAAUUGUGAAACUCAUUUGUUUGAGUAAAAAGUUGUUUGAUUUGAAUUUAUAAUGUAUAAUAAUGCAUAAUUUUUAGUUGUAAAUUUUGCGCAUUCCAAUGCCUAUACAAUUACAUAUAAUAUAUUUUAGCAUUAUUGGUUGCUAAAUCAAAUAUUUUAAAAGGAGUAUUACGAAUACAAAUAUUUAAAUAUUUGAACAAUUUUACUAAUGCAGAAUACAAAUAAAUCGUGCUUUAUCAAGUAGGUACCAAACUAUUUUAAUUAAAGGUAAUGAACAGAAAUUUAUAUCAUAUUAAUACUUGAAAAGCAUAAUUUUUAUUUUAAAAUACUGUAAAACAUAAUUUGUUUGUUAGUGUUUUUAAAUUUAAAAUUACUUUGGAAUCAUUAAAAUAGGUAACUGGUCUUCAGGCUAAUUAAAGCAAGAAAUAAUGCCUGAAAAAGUUUACUUUUUUAACUAUCUGAAAAUGAUUUAACCUGAAGACUUACUUUUCCUUUUUUUAAUAAUAAGAAAAAUGUACUGAAAAUGAAAGGAAGUCUGGAAUAUUUCCACUACGCUGGUCUUAAUAAAUUCAUUUUUUUUUCAUUUGUAAUUCAAGAGGAAUAAGACAUUAUUUUUACCAAGUAAUAAUAUUUUUUGGACAUAGAUGUAUUUUACCUUUUUUUCAAUUAUUAGUGUAUAACUUUUGAGGUUUUUUGUGAUCAUUAAACUCGAAUAGGUAUUUAUUACAAGGUACAUCAUUAGUAAUUGUUUUUACUAGUUAAGGAAAUAAAUGUACUGUUUUGUCACAAUAAUUGUUUUUAUAUGUGUUUGAAUGAUACAACAUUGAUAAAAAUUGGGCAAAAAUUAAAACUUUUUAAUUUUAAAAUUAGGAAAAAUAUAUUUAUAAGUGGUCACUGCUUUAUUUAGAUUUAUUAAAAAUAAAAUAUGUUAUGCAAUUCAGUAGAGAUGAAUAGACAGAGAAUUCAUAGCCAAAAAUCAAAAACAAUCCAUUUUAUAUGUUAACCAAUUUUUAAUUAUUAUUACAUACUGAUGACAUAUUAUAUAAUAAUAUAUACAGUGAUUCAUUUAAUGUAAAAACACAUAUUUAUUUUGUAAAGUAAUGACAUUAAAAAAUAUAGUUUUUGAAAAUUUUAAGAAACAAACAGCUCUAAACCUCUUACAUUACCAUUAUUCUUUGUCUCCCUUAUUUUUGGAACUGAAAUGACUACCUACGUUUAUUUUCAAAUGACAACCUAUAUUAUGAAUUCCAUAAUAGUUGGAAUAUUACUUAGAAUACACUUUGGUGUUAAAAAAUUUUAAUUCUGUCAACCUGGUUGGGAGAUAUUUUACUACAUAUUUUGUUUAUGUAAGGGAGAGUUGUGAAAAUUUUAUAUUUUUUACUGCCACACAAUUUAUGCUCUCCUUCUACUUACACUUAAAAGUGGAUUAUACCGUUAAUGGGUUUGAUGAAAAUAAAAAAAUGUCAACAACAAAUUUAGUCUGAAAAAUUAGACAUACGUUUUUGGUAGGUGACAUUAAGAAAUUUAUUAAAAAUUGAUUUUAAUAUUAUAAUAUUUGUACUAGCUAGUAUUAGCUAUUUAUAAUACAAAAUAUAUGUGUUUUGUCGUUCGUAAGUCAUUUUGCUAUCACUAGAAACAAUUUUAUCUAUCAUAGUUACAUAUACUAAUGUACAUUUUAAUAUAGCACGAUAAAAUUAUAUUAGAAAUAUGAAACCUAAAUUAUUAUUAGUCUAUCUGUAUAUGUAACUGCUUAUAUGUUUGGUUUUUAAUCUAUUAAAAAGAAAAGAGCUGAUAUUAACAGCUGAGAUAACUAUUUUAGGUGAGUAGUUAAGAAAGUGGAAUAUACAAAGUUAUUUAAUCUAUACCAGUUACCAAUGAUAAGUUAUUGCCAACAAAAAACAAUUCAGAACAAAGUUUGGUUAGACGUGUUUUGAAAGGCCGUAAUAUUUACAAUUUGGUCUUAAAAUUCUUAUAAAAAAUAUAAAGAAACUUCAUAAAAAAUAAUUAUCAAUAUAAUAAUCAAUUUUUUUCUUUUUUUUUUUUUUUUUUUCACAUACUAAGUAAGACUUUUCGUAAACCUCUUGUCAAAUUUUCAAGCAUUUCUGUUUAGUCUAACAAUUUUAUCUAUAGAGUACCUGCCAAAUAAAAACUACUUUUAAAAUUCGCAAAAUUAAAAUAUUAAUAGUUAAAAAUGGAUUAAACGUUUUGAAAAUUUGACCACAUCUAGAAAAAGUAAAUAUAAGUUUUCUGUCAUUAUUUCAAGUCUCUAUAAAUAUUUUUAACCGUAUCACAUAAAAAAAACUAAAAUCAAAAUAAAAAAUUAAUUAUUUUUGUAAAUUUUGCGAUUCAUUAUAGUUAUUUUUCGGCUUUGUCAAUUAUUUAUCAACUCUUUACAUUACAUCUCUUUAACUAUCUCUCUAUAAUAUUUAGAUAUAGAUAUUGUUUUUAUUAGAGGUAAUAAUUCUGGUAGAAAACGAAAAGUGUACAAAUUUUAAAUUAAGAAAUAUUAUAGUAUCUAAUGCAAUAAAUUCGUCAGUUAUCUUUUUUUGGAUUUUAUAUAAUUAUUAAUAAAACUACAAAGAAAAUCAAAAAACAAAUAACUUGCUCAUAAACUAAAUUAAAAAUACAACAAAAAAAGUCUGUCGUUUAUCUAUUGAAUCAAUAUUUAUGGUUUAAAAUAUAUGCUGGACAAUUUUUAAAUUAUGAAAUUGUGCCCUAAUUUGAUAAAAAAUAGUAUAUUCGUCCCAUUUGGUUUUUCUCAAUUUUUAUAAAAAAUACAUUAGGUAUGAUAAACGACUCUGUGGCUAUGCUUUUAAAGGAUCAAAAUUAAUUAAUUAAUUAAAUUGGUUUUACUCAAUUAUUACAAUGAAGUACUUUAGAUAUUGAAAAACUGCUUAUUCCAGUGGCAAAAUAUUUAAAGGAAAAAAUCGAUGCUCUAUAAUUUUUGGAUUGGAGUAAUAUAUCUGGUAGAAAACAUCAAAUAUACAUAAUAAAAACAAUGAAAACUGUAACCCCGCGAUGUGCCGUAAAUAUUUGCCGUUUUAUCUAUAAUUUUCUUUCGGGUUUUCCUCAAUUAUUUCGAAAACCCCUUGGAAAAUCAAAAAAUGACUUCAACGCGUCAACUAAAGAAAAUUAUCUUUCAUAAAAGGUGUUAUAGUUUAUACUUAGAAGUAAGUUUUUCGGUAGAAAAGUUGUUCAUAGAUAUAAAAAAGACAUCUUAGAAUAAUGGGGAUGGGUGCAGCCAUUAUUAUAGGUAAUCUAUUGUAUACCUGUAAGCAACAAUAAACCAUUAUUAACAAAAAGCGGAAUUGAAAACUGAGCGGAAUUCAGUUGAUAUUGAUGGUUUGUCAACAAUUUAUAUAUCAUAUUAUGGUAAAGUAAUUAAAUAAGCAUAAUAUAUUUUCUUUUGAAAACGAUUUUCCCGUUUAACCUCAGUUUUUGUUCGGUUUUUCACAUUUGUUGAAUAAACUCUUGAGAAAACCGAAAAAUGACUUCUUUAAAGUACCUUCCCAAUUAGAUUACUUUUUAGAGAAGGUGCUACAUUAAAUAAUCGAAGCAAGAUCUCUGGUAGAAAAGUUGUCCACAAGAAAAAUAAUAAAAGACGGACAUACUUUACACGUCGAUGCAUCUACUGUUGUAGGUGGAAAGGUGGGAAGGUAGGAUGCAGACCUGAAUUUAAUGUAUAUUUGUAAGUAACAAUAAACUAUUCCUAACGAAAAAACGAUUCUGAGCGGAGUUCAAUUGAUAGUGUUGUCUUGUCAACAAUACAAUAUAUGGUACAUGUCAUGUUAUGAUAAAAUAAUUACAAUGUGCGUUUCCAUGACAAUGAUCGUUUAAAAAAUAUUAAUUAUAAAAUAAUAAAAACUUAAUAAUAACAAAAAAUAAAUAAAAAAGGUUGCUAAUGACAACCUCAUUUUUAAUCUUUCUAUAUUUUUGUACCUAAAGACUGAGGUUUUCUUCAUUAUCUCGAAUAUUUAUGAGAAUUUAAAAAAAUUACCUCUCGCUCCACUCAGAAUCUGAAAUAAAUAAAUAUGUAUAAAAAAUACAUAUACAUAAUAAAAUGUUAGCUUACUUAGGGUUUUCUGAUUGAACUUAUUCCUGUUUUUCCUGUUUUGAAAGGCCAUAAUAUUUACAAUUUAAAAAUACAUUUCGUACAUUUUCUCGGUUUUUCGCAUUUUUUAUGAAAACCCUUGGAAAAUUAAAAUGUUAAUUUUUUUAAAGUACUGCCCCAGUCAAAUUUGGUUUCAAAAAAGGUACUACACUUGAAAAUUAGAGCAAAAUUUCUGGUAGAAAAGUUGUUAACAUAAAAAGAUAUAUACAUCACUGUAAAACCAAUAUAUUCGUUGCUUCAUUCAGAAUCUAAAAAUCUACUGCUUGUAAAAUAUGGUAGUUUCUUUAUAAUUGUGUCAUUUGACCUAAAUCAUUUAUAUUAUAUAAUUUUUUUAUAAAAUUAACUAUUAACCCAAUGUAAUUCCAUUGAAUUUUUGGUAAUUUUAAUUUUGUUGAAUAAUAGAAAAAAAUUUUUUGGUGGUUCAUUAAAUCAUAUGUGUAUGAUUAUUAAUGUUAUUAUUUUAAAUGCCCAUGUUACAUGUCCAUUUUAUUUUAUAUUUGUCUAAAGAGAAAAAAAUUGGAUUUGAUAUUAUUUGUCUUAUUAAUAUUCAUGGUUGAUAUAAAAUUGUCUUAUUUGUAAUUCCAGUCAUCCUUUAUAUCAAGGUUAAAACAAACUCUUAUGUUAUUAAAUUCUACUUUACUUUAUUUCAGAUUUCUUUCAUUUACAUUAAUUUAACUUAUAUAAGUAGGUAAUAGUUUUUUAAUACCUACUUUACUUUUAAUUAAGUUUUUUAAUUGUAUUUUGUGUAGAAAAAAUCGACUUAUAAUUGACUUUAAUUUUAAUUUUCUGUACGCAUAUUUUUAUAAAUUUUAUAUUCUUCACAUCAGUAGUUUUUUAUAUGAUAGUUCAAGAACAUAGAUAAUCUAUUACAAUAUUUUAAAACAACUAAUGGAAUUGUUUAACGACAAUCAAUUAGUCAUAUUGCUUUGUACGGAUCGGUUGUAUGUUUUACUUUUUAGUCUGUAAUGCUUGUGCAGAUUUCUAAUGGUAUUAUAUUAAUAUAAAGGUAGGUAUUCAUUAUAAAUAAAAACUUUAUCUUUUUUGUAUUUAUAGCAUGUAUACAUUAGUAAGUUUAAUUUAUAUAUUCUAUUAUACAUGUUAGAUUUAUACUACUGUCAUUAAAUUUACAUUCAAUAUUUAACUCCAUUUAAAUGAAUAGACCCAUUUUAAAAUUAAAAUUUAAUUAAAUUUACUAAACCCACUUUUUUUUAUAUAUACCUAAGUAUUUUUGUUUUGCCAAACACCUCUAUAUUUAAAUAAUUUAAUAUCUUUCAUAUAUUUUUAAAAUUCAUGAGAAUAAUAUUGGAUAUCUACAUAAAAAUAUUUUAUUUUGUUUUUUCACUAAAGUCAAAUUUUCCCAUCCUUUUCCAUUACAAUAUCUUUUUUUUUUAUAAUUGAUUAGGGUCACAAGAUUUGAAAAUUCAAAAUAUGGAACUAAAAGAAGGAAUAAUGUCUGUUCUAAAAGUUACAACAUUAACAUUUUUUUUUUUUUUUUAUGAAAUUACUUUGAAUUAGGCUAUAGGAUCAUCAUUUUGAUGAGAUCUGAGUUAAUUUUAAUAUUGAUUUUCUGAAUUUUAGAUUGCAUAUUUCUUCCUCCCUUCACCAACAAUAUAUCCUUUUUUUAAAAGGUUUUUGUGAAUUUUGAUAUACAUUUUUAAUAUGUAUUUAAAUAGCAUAGAUUAAUAUUUUAAGUACUAAAUAAAUUUUAAACAACAUGUUUAAACUUAAUCGAAUAAAAAUCCAACAACUUUGUUUUAGUUUUUUUGUAAAUACCUAGACCCAAUAGGAACAAAAUUAUAAAAUAAAUAUUAUAUUAAGAUUUAUCAAUAUAGUUAUACCUUAUAUAAUUUAACCUUUCAAAACUAAUUUGUUGUGCAUGUUCAUUGUUUAUGAAUAGUGGUAUAUUAUAUUUGUUUGAUCAAUGGAUCUCUUUUAAUAGUGAUUGAUUUCUUAUUAAAAAAUAGAUUCUCACCUCUGUAAAAUAUUUCCUCAAUGUCUUCAUUUUAAAAUUUUGGUCCAUUGAGUCAGUUUCUUUCAGCAUUUGUUUUUGAACCUGUUACACACAUUACAAACUAUUUUAAUAUUUAAAAAUUGAAAUUGAAAAUGAUAUGAAAUGACAAAAUGUUCUAUUUUAUUGUCUUAAUCCAAAUGGGAUAUAAUUUAACGUAUGAACAAUUUUUUAGAAAAUGGAACACUUUGGUGUACUAAAGAUAGUUUUCUGGACAGCAGGCCACAUAGUUUUAAAAUGUGCAUUGUUUCUUCAUCGUACAAGUCGUUUCACAACCACAUCUAAAAUGGUUAUGGUUGCCAGAGUUUUAUUAUAUUUUGUAUACAUUUUUUACAAUUUGUUUAGGUUUUUUAAAUGUAUUAUAUUUGGACCAAGUCUAACUAUAACUCUAACUAUGUUUGUUAACAUACAAACAGACUGUAUGAGUGAGAAUUAUAAGUAGAAAUAUUUCAAAGUCACAUCUUCGAUAAAUACUGUUUGUUUCUAUGUACUAAUUUUAAUCCUGUGACUUUGAUGAAUUUGUAGACAAAGUUGAGUAGGAUUUCAAAUCAUUAGAUAUUUAAAUCCAUUUUUGAAGACUUUGGCUUGAACUUUAAAAAUUUUUUUGAAAACCGUUUUGUAUUUUAUACAAUGGUUUUAGAUGGUUAGUGUUAGUUUGUAAUCUAUCAAUUUUUCAAAUUACUUUUCAAAAAUUCCUCAUUGAAUAUAGAGACACAAUUUCAAUUAUAUAUUUCAAAAACUGCUCAUGGUUCAGUGACAGGAACCAAUAAUUUGAAAGUAAUUUAUUACUACUUACUAUAAAAAAAAAAAAUAAUAAUAAUAAUAAAUAUAAUUAAUUAUUAAUUUUAUUUUUUAAUUAUAACUUGUCAUAUUUUUUAAUGCUACUUUUAUACCGUCUAUUAUUUUUUUAUAAAUAUCGUUGAAUGCAUUUUUAGGAUUUUAAAUUAUUUUUAUAAAGAUCUGAAGUUUAAAUUUUCGAGAAUUUUGAUUUUGGAUUUUGAAAAUCUAUUUGAAGGAUUUUGCGUUUCUGUCUAUAAGGAUACACCUUUAACGCUAUAUUUACUGUAAAAACAUGCAGUUUGAGAAUAAAAUGAUUGGGAAGGGGUUGAAAGUUGAAACUCUUAAAAGGUACAUCCAUUUAGUGUGAUACACAGUUAUAUAAAGUUUAAACAAUAACCAUUUCUUAAAUUUUGUUCAUUUGAUAGUUGUCAUUUAUACAGUAUAUACCUAGCAAAUUAUAUUAGUUAGAAAAAGAAUUGUAUUAUUUAUAUUAUAAUUGGUAUUGUUAAUUGUGAGAUAUUCCGCGUAAGCAGUAGUCCAUCUAUCUUUUAGAUUCUGAACAGAGCAAGGAAUGUAUUGGUUGUACAAUGGUGUUUAUUUUUUUUUAUUUGUGAACAAUUUUUCUAUGAGAAAUUUUGCUUUAUUUUUCAAUUAGAGCACUUUUUCUGUAAGUAAAUCUGACUGGGGUAGUAUUUUAGGAAGGUAAAUAUUUGAUUUUCCCAGUUGUUUUCAAAAAAAUGGGAAAAAACGGGAAAAUGGGUACAAUGUUAACAAAUAUUUAAUGCCGAUGUAAUUUUUUUAACAUAAUAUCACACCAAAAAUAUUUCGUUAUAACUUUAAUGUAUGCCCAUACGUAAGGACCAGAUUUUGCAAUAAUGCGUGUUUGUUCAUAUUAUUAUGAAUACUAUUAUACUUAAAUAAAUAAUAUUGUAAAUUUGUAUUUUCCAUAUUUUGAGUAUAAGUGCUUAUCUUCCAUAAAAACGCAUGUUUUUGCAUAUUACGUAUACAAUUAAAUGUUUUGAUUUAUUUUUUUAAUUGUAUUUAUAAUUAUUAUGUAUGAAUUUGUCACAUUACACAAAAAUUGAAAAUAUUUUUAAAAAUAAUAUAAUAUUACGUUUCCAUCAAUUAUAAGUUGGUAGGUAGGUAUCUAAUUCAUUACAUACUGGUUUUCCUAUCGUAUAUUUUUAUUUUAUCUACUUUGUCUAACAUUAUCGUCAAUACUACAGAACACGGAUUAACAGUUUGACGACUGUAGUUCCAAGUGUACAUUCGACGAUAGUCAACGUAUUAUAAAAACGUGUUCAUUUUAUAUAACAUUGCUUGUGUUAGUUACUAUACAAUGCCAAAGUUUCAAUGUCUUUUUUCAUCAUUACUAUUUUGAUUUUAUAAUUUUACAAUAAAUAAAAAUAGCUGAAUAAUCAAAAAUUAUUUUGCCUAUUUUGUGCUUUUUAAGUGCAUAUUUGAAACUUUAAAAUUUCAAAUGCAUAUAUCCGGUCUUUACCUAUAAGCAACGAUAAACCAUAUUGCUUACGAAAAAAACCUAACGAUUCUAAGCAAAGUUCAGUUGAUAGUGAUGCAUUGUCAAUAAUAUAUAUGCCAUAUUAUAUUAAAAUAAUCUAAAAGGCUUCAUAUAUUUUCUUUAAUAUUGUACCGAUUUUCCUACGUUUUUCAAUGUUUUUUCCCAGUUUUUCACAUUUACUGGGAAAAAUCCUGAGAAAAUUGAAAAUUGACUUUUCUAAAGUACCUCCCCAGUAGGAUUUCAUUUUAGAAAAAUUGUUAUCAUUAAAAGUUGGAACAAAUGUGCUGGUAGAAAAGUUGUCCACAAAAAAAAAAAAAAUCGUCAUAUACAAAUAUAUUUCAUAUAUUUCCCGUUUUUUUUUUUUCGGUUUUUCGCAUUUGAUGAGAAAGCUCUUGGGAAAAUAUGAAAAACGACCUCCUGUCUAUUAGACAUUCUACGUUUUCUCUAUACAAUUUGGCAUCAAUAAUUAUUGUUUCAAAUGCUGUUAGAUUAUCUUCAGAUACAUGAGAUAUUGCUGCUAGUUUCCUCAUUAAUGACUACAUUUCAAUUAUUUGUACACCUAAUUUGCAGUUCAUUUGAAUGGAUAUGCCGUCAAAUAGAUUAGAAAAAAUGGAAAAAACAUCCUUUGAUAUCAAUUGACGAAAAAAUAAUAAUUUUGAGAGCGUUUAUUGCAGCUUUUUUAAAAUUAAGGGUAAUAGAUUUUGGAUAAAGUUGUGGUUUUAAAAACUUCAAUGCUGAAAAUAUACGUCUUAACGCGUCUUUAUUUUUAUUAGGAAGAAGUAUCCAAAUAGUUGGGACAACAUUAGAAUAUUUAAUUCCAUGGAUAGUAAAAAGUUGAUGAAAAAUAAUUGUUGCGUAAGAAAAUGUGCUAUCACUUAAUCAUGGUUUACUUUAUUGUUAUAGCUAUUUUAUCAAUCGUUAAUUAAAUUUCCAGUUAUCAAAUCUCGGAAGUAAAAGAAAAAAUGAAGAUUAAAAAAAUAAUGAUUUUAUCAAUUAUUUUUAUUUUUAGAUUAACUAAUCUAAGGUAAACUAAUUAAAGAUUAAUUCACUAUAAAAAUACAUUAAGUGACGUUAGUUACGUCGGUAACAUGAACAUGCCACCUAUUUCAAUCAGUUGUUAGGUAUUUGUUAUCACAAAAUAUUUGGCACGCCACAUUUAUUCUAUAAUUCUCAUUUUAUAUUUGUAGAAUUUUUUAUUUUUCCAUAUAAAUAAUAAUUCAGAAUUAAAACUUAAAUAAAUAUAUAAUUUCUUUAUUGUUCUAUAUUUUAAAUUCUGAAUGUAGCGAUGAAUGUAUUGGUUUUACAAAAAAAUUUUUUUUGAUUUUUUUAUCCUGUGUACAAAAAUCUUGUUCCGAUUUGUACAUGUGGUAUCAUUUCUGAAAGGAAAUAUUGUCCAAAUGGUACUUAUGGGAGAUCAUUAUUUUGAUUUUCCAGGCGGUUUUCAUAAUAUCUGGGAAAAACCAGAAUAAAUCGUUGAAAAAACGGAAAAUGUAUGAAAUUCACAUGUAAAAUAUUAUGAUAUUUUUUUUUCUGUGGACAACUUUGAAAUUUUGCUCCGAUUUACAAUAAUAGCACUUUUUCUAAAAGUAAAUUGACUGGGGAGGUACUUUAGAGGGUCAUUUUUUCGAUUUUUGAAAGAGUUUUCUCAACAAAUGUAAAAAACUGAGGAAAAACAGGAAAAUGUACGAAAUCUAGGUAUUAGUUGAAAAAUAUUUCGGCCUUCUUUUUUCCCGUGUAGAACGUUUCUACAAGCAAUUUUGCUUUGAUUUACAAUGACAGUAUUUAUUCUGAAAGGAAAUAGACUGGGAAGGUACUAUAGGGAGGUCAUUUUUUUGGUUUUCCCACCAAAUGCGAAAAGCCGUGAAAAACUAGAAAAUCAGUACAAUAUCAAACAAAUAUGAUUAAAGAAAAUAUGUCAUUCCUAUUUAAAUAUUUUACCAUAAUAUGACAUAUAUUGUUGACAAAGCAUCACUAUCAAUGUAUCAACUGAACGGUUUAUCGUUGCUUACAAAUAUACAUUAAAUUAUCUAUAUUAGUGACUGUACCCGUCUCCAUUAUCCUAGGACGUCUUUUUUGUUAUAUUAUUCACAAUGAGUAUCAAAACAAAACGAGAGUGUUCUACUAAUUUUAUUGUUUGCGAAUUUAAACUUUAAGUUAACCUUGUCGACAAAAAACACUUAAAAAUAAAACAUAGGAAGAAAAUUACAUUUAAUUAUUUUAUUAUGUCUAAAAUAUUAAAAUUUGACAACUAAUAAUUAAUUUUGUAUGUAAUAAUAAUUAAUAAUAUAUUAUUCGCUUUUAUUAAUCACUAUUAUUGUAAUCUUAUUUAUUAUUAUUUUAUAAUUUAAUAGUAUUAUCAAAGGUAUAGUAAAUAGUAUUAUCAUAUGAUAUUAUUAUCUACUAAUACUAUACACCUUGUGUAAAUACUAAAAGCUUAGUGUGAGUGACAGUUACUAAUGAUUAGUACCAAGUAUCGUGUAAACUCUGCCUUAAGUCAAGUUGAUUUUAUGUAAUGUUAUGAAAAUAUCAAAUAGGUAGGUAAUAAAACAACUUCAUCAGGUUUUAAAUUGAAUUGGUUCCUACUUAUAUUCAGUUUAUUAACAAAAGUAAAAAAAAAAUCAUUUGAAAUUAAUAAAAUCAAAAAAUGUUAAAUUACAUAUUUACUGAUAAUAUUGUACUUAAUACGAUACCUUUACAAUUAAAGUUAGGUUAAAAUGUUAACGGGGUGAUAAUAAAAUCACAUUUUUAGUUUAACUGGGGAUUAACAUUUAUUGUAGUUUAAAUUCUCUUAACUGGAGAUUGAUAAAAUAGCCCUUAGCAUCAUUCUCGUAAUCAAUGUUAUCACAUAUCAAGAAAAACUCAUCUGUUGUCGUUUUUGGAGAAAUAUUUGGUAUUUUAAGUUCUAUAAUCUAUUGAUUUUGGAUAUGGAGGAUCAUCUUCUCCAUUCUUUGAAAAAUUGUGAUUGAUUUUCUAUGGACGUUGAUUGAAUGAAAGUUUGUUUAGAAGAAGAUUUGUUUAAACAUUAUUUUUGAUGCAAAAAAGACUUUGCAUACUGAUCAAUUUGAAAUUUUUUUCCAACUGUUAUCGGUUUUUCACAAUGCUGACAGAAAACCUCACCAGAAUCUUUGUACGACUUAAUUCACUUUCUAAUUAACGCCGGUUUUGAAUUUGGAGUUUUAGGCAUUUUAACUAUUUUAAUCGAUAAAUUACAAAUUAAUUUGUUAGCGAAAAAACACGUAAAUUCAAUACAUUAACUCGUGACCAUGACGUAAUUCAUAUUAACAAUAAAUUCUGUCGGUUUAAAUGUAGUGGGGAAUUUUAUAAACCUAAUCCUGUUGAUAAAAUUAUAUCUAAGGAAUAAUAAUCUUGAUAAAACAAGUAAAUCCAUUUUCUACUAUAUAAGUUUAGUUAACCUAUUUUUAGCGUCCGAAUAUUUUUUGUAACUUAAAAUAUUUGAUAUAUUAACGUACCUAUAAUCUUUUUGUUUUUGUUCGACACCUUAUUAGACCUUGAGUUGUAUCUUUGUUAAAAAUAUGCAGAAUAUGCAUUGAUGUCAAAAUAUGUAAAAAUAUGCAUUAUAAAAUUUUGAUAUUCAAUCAGUUAGGUUUUGAUUCAUAGACACUCAUUGACUGCAUGUAUAUGAUGUUGAUGCAACAUGCAUUUCAUGCAAAAUCCGGUCUUUAGUCAUAAACAUUCAAGUAAAGGUAUUAUUAUAAAAAUAAUUCGACAUGAAAUUUCUGCAAAUGAAACAAAAUUAGCUCAAUAGAAUUUAAAUGUCAUGAAUUUAAAAAAAGAAACACCAAUCAUUAAAUGCACUUUGUACAGAUUUUAAAGAAAGAAACCGGUCAAUUGAACAUUUUUUAAAUACAAUUUCAUAUUAUACCUAUUCAAUUUUGAUUUAAAUCAAUUAAUUUUAAAAAUUUAUAAGUACUAUUUUCAUUUUGUCAAAAUAUUAACUUUUAGCGAUUCUAAAUAAUUAAACCAUUUUUUUUUUUUUAAAUUAAUAUCAUUAUUUUUUUUUUUUUCUGUGCCUUUAUUUCUUUGUCAUUUUUUUCAUUGUCUUUUUACUUGUUUCAAAUAUUAUUAUACUUAUAGUUAUUUCAAAGUAUUGGCCUAUUUAGAACAGGGUUACCAAGAAAUGACCAAAUGGGAGGGGGGCAUAGGACUUUUAUCAUCAAAUUUAAAAAAUACACCAAGAAAUUAUAUUUUUAAUUUAUUAAUGAGUUUAAUACGUUUGUAUUUGGUUGGUACUUUGUGGAUAAUAUUGUUUGACCAAUCAGAAAUGCUAGAAAAUUUAACAAGAGGUUUAUUUUAAGUUUUAUUUAGUUGAAAAAAAAGUUUUUUUACCGUUUUACGAAAAAAAUUUGAAAAUCGUAAAAAUUAUGAUAUUUUAAAGCAUAUAUCAGUUUUCAUAUUUUGAAAUAUCGCUCAGAAUCGCAUUUCGUUAGACAUUUUUUAAUGUUCUUUACAAUUAUAAAUUAAAUAACUUUGUGUAUCCUACCUUCUCAACUUCCCACUUUUUUUUCAAUUUCUACUAUCAUCAGAUAGACAUCAUCAUCGUAUUAUCUAUUAUUAUAAUUUAAUUUUUGUGAUUAAGAGGGCUUUCAUCUCCUGGGGCUACCAAGUUCCAAGCUACGCUACUAUUUUUAGUUUUUAUGUUGGUUUAAGUUGUAUUGUUGUAUAUCCAUUCUUGUUGUACUUAGGACUUUAUUGGAGAAAUAAAUAAAUAUAUUGACUAAAGCUUAAAAAUUGAAGCUUAAAAAUGUCAAAUUGUUAUGAAUAACUAAAAUGCAGAAUCAUUUUAUAAAAUAAACCAUAUUUAGAUGUCUAUAAUUAUAAUCAAUGCUAUAAUAUUAUUCAUAACGUUAUUCUUAAUUAUUUCUGUCUAAUAUAGUAAUUUAGAAUCCAGGUAAGUUAAAGUUAAUUACCGACUAUAUUUUAGUAAAACAUAAUUGGUAACUCGUAGAAGAAUUUAUAUAAUUGUUUAGCAAUAUUCUGUGAUAAAAAAAAUCCACAAUUUUGGAGAUAUUAGCUUAAAUUCGUUUUUUUUUUAUAAAUAAUUUACCUGUUGUCUGAUCUAAUAACAUAGAGUAUGGCUAUAGCCUCACCUUAUUUUCAUUUUGGUCAUGUGGCUAAUCCCCUUCAUGAAAGACGUACAUUGAAUAUAAAUUUAAUUUAAUAAUUUUAUGGACGGUUACUGUAGAUUACCACAGUAUUCGUUAUUAAAUUCCAGAAAAUGUAGAUUCAAAAAAUCGUCAUGUACACACAUGCGCAUGUACAUCUGUGUUUAAUUUUAGUGUCCCACCUCACAAUCAUUUUGCUAUGGCCGCUGUAGUGAUGUAUUUAGGGAGAAAGGGAUCAGAGAGAUAUAUCUCCCCCCCUUUAAAUGUUUUUUAAUAGUUAUUAUUCUUACGAAUAGCUAUUUUUCAAAUUCAAAUUUCUUUACUUUUUAGUCAGAUAAAUCAAAAGUGUAUUAAUAUCAGUUAAUAAAUAAAAAAAAAAGCAGAACUAUAGAUUAAUUUCCUUAAUAAAAACGAAACUUAUGUAAACCACUUGAGUCUUGAAUACAAAAAAGGUUUUUCUCCUUAUUCUUAGAAUAGUAUAACUGAACUAAUAAUAAUUUCUAUAAUAUUUCAAUGUUAUCAUAGUAAAACCAAUAGACCCACCCUUCGUUAUGCUCCGAGUUUAAUAUUAUUUAUUUAAAAUAAGAAAAACAAGUACCUACUUAAUUUAAUUAUAUUAUGCAAUACCUUGACCAAAUUAAUAAAAUAAAACCUUGUCUUGACAUUUUUUCUUUUAAUUUAUAUUUAUUAAAGUAUAUUUAAGUAAACGUUAGUGUAUUACUUUGAUUGAUGAUUAAUUUGAUGGAUUUUUUUUAAAUAUAUUUAGUUUGACAUUUUUUCUUCUGACACUAAAAAAUAACAUUUUAAAUGUAUUAAUUUAUUAUUUUUUUAAUUAUUUUCGUUUUGAUAAAUGUUAGUUCUUAAAAAAUAGUGAGAAAACAUUAAAAAACUACAAAUGUCUCAAAAAAAAACAAAACUUAUAAAGUAAAAUUAUGGAUUUAGUUUGUUAUAAUAUGAAACAAAUUUUUUUCAAACUAGCCUUAUUUUACGAUAGUGCAAAAAAAUAUUUAAAUGCUACAAGUCCUUUAUCCUAGUUGUUAUUAUAAUAUUAUUUUAUUAUAAAAUAAUAACACAACACAUGACAUAUUAUGUAACUUAAAAUUUAUAAUUAUAUGUAUGGGAUGUAUGUGUCAUAUUUAUAAUUUGUUGUGUAAAUAUAACAAUAUAGUCGGUACACAUACACUGUGUAAAAUGUAGGUAUCAAGUAUCUAUACUAAUAGUAUACAUACUAAUUUUGAUGUAAUGUGCAUGUUAUUAAAACAUUAGGUUUUUGUUGUUUAAAUUGGUAUAUACUUAACCAAUAAUUAUCAACAAAUCCGUUUUAUGUUUUUAUUUAUUCUGUUAAUUUAUGAUACAAAUAAAUGGGUAAGUAGGUAAUCAUUUUACAUGUAGUUUAUUUGUCUUUUUCUUUCUAUUUAUUUGUAUAUAAUUUAAGGUGGUCCUUAGUAUAGAGGUCUAAUUUUUUUCUGAAAAUUAAUGAUAAGUACCCCAAAUUUUAAUCUAUACAUUAAAAAAAUUAUUAUAAGUGUGAUAAGUCAACCUCUUCCUGUGCUUCAAAGGGGUGGAUUCAUUUUUAUUUUUUGCAUGUACUGUAUUUAGUGUCAAUAUUACGAAAAAAAACGUUUACUAUAAGUAUAAUACUGUAUAUUUAUUAAUUACUAAAUAAAGGUUUCUUAUACAUUUAUCGGGAAAUAUUUGGUUUUCCAAAAAUUAAAAAAAAAAUCUAUUAAAAGGUAAUCAAUUUUAAUCAAUUUUAAGAAAUUCUAUUGUUUUACUCUUAAUUUUUUUUAAGUCUCUUAAAUUUUAAAGUUACACAAAUUUUAUUAUAGAGAAUAUUCUCUAUAAAAUGUUUUUUAAAUUCUGACUGGAGCGAGGAAUGUAUUGGUUCCACAAUGAUGUUUACUUUUUUUAUUUUUUUUUUUGUAGACAACUUUUGCAAUUUUGUUUCGAUUUAAAAUGAUAGCACUUUUUCUGAAAGGAAAUCGGACCGUAGAGGUACUUUAAGAAGAUCAUUUUUUUUUAUUUUCCCAGGAGUUUUAAAUAGGAAAAUACGGAUAAUAAAUGGGAAAUUAGGUACAAUAUUAAAUAUUACUUCAUAUUUUCCUUUUUUUUCAUAUUUAGCCUUUUAGCUAUGUUUUAAUUUCGGAGCGUAGCGAGGAAUCUAUUGAUCUUACUAUGAUAUGUGUGUGUUUUUUUUUCUGUCUAUAAAGAACUUUUCGAAAAGAAAAUUUACUCACAUGAAUAAUGUGUAGCAUUUUUUCUUAAAGCUAAUUUUUAUCUAGUUUGUGCAUUAGACAGGUAAUUUUUUUAAUUUUCCGUCGUGGGUUUUUCGAAAUAAUUAGGAAAAACCGGAAACAAAAUUAUAGGUAAUCGACAAAUAUUUAUGGCAUUCAAUAUAUUUACAAUAUUUCAUUGUUCUUAAUUUUUGCAAACUGUUUUCUAUCAGAAAUAUUGCUUUAAUAGAAAAACAAAGGUUGAUCAUUUUUGUCACAUUUAUAAUUCUGUUAGUAAGUAAAAAAGUUAUUUUUCAAUUUCCCUUAUAGUUUUUUUAUAAUUAAGUAAAACCGAAAAAAAGUAGGAUGAAGGGGAAAAUUUACUGCCUUCAUUAUUUUUAAUUUUGUUAUUUUGUUGUAAUUCUGUUAUAAAUUAAUUAUUCAUAAAGACAUUAAAUUUCAAUAGAACACUUUUAUUUGGUUUUUAUAGACUUGGUAAUAUUUUAAAAACAUUUAAGCCAUUUUUUUAAACUAUUUUUCAGCAAUUUAUAUACAUUUUAAUUUUGCAAUUUUGUUUUAAUUUGGUAGAUACUCUUUAGAUAAAAUUAGAUUUAACAGACAUUAUACAUUUAAAAUUGUCAUUUUUGGCUUUUCUCAGUUAUUAUGAAAACUACUUUGGAAAUCAAAAUACAACUUUCUUUAUCAGUGUCUAUAUACUAAAAAGAACAAAAUCUUUAAUUUGUCAGUUUUCAAUUUGAGCAAAUUUCUUACUGCUAAGUACAGCCUAUGUUUAUGCCAUUUAUGUUUAGUCUAACAAUUUUGUCUACUGAGUACCUACCAAAUAAAAAUCACUUUUAAAACUUGAAAAAUUAAAAUAUUUAUAAAUAGAAGCAAAAAUACAUUAAAUGUUUUGAUAAUUUUACCAUGUUUAGCAAAAUGAAUCAAACCUAAGUUUUCUGUCAAAAUUUUAAGUCUCUACAAAUAUUUUAACUAUCACAAUAAAAAAAAAAAAAAAAAAUUGAAAUGAAAAAUGAAAUAUUUUCUUUAUACAUGUUUUUUUUUCUUUUGCUCAAUUAUCAAAAAUGUAUUUUUUUUUUUGUGGUAUUAAUAAAAUUGGACUAUUUAACCCAAGGAACGUCAUUAGUAAUUUUUCCUCCAGAUCAAAGAAAAAAAUGUUUAAAUGUAACAAUAUUUGUUUUUAUAUGUGUUUGAAGGGUACAAUUUUAAUGAAAAUUGGCCAAAAAUCAAAAAAGAAAAAUUAUUAAAUUUAAAUUUAGGACAAAAAUAUUUAAUAGUGGUCACUGCUUUAUUUAGAUUUAUCAAAAAUAAAACACGUUAUGCAAUUCAGUAGCGAUGAAUACACCGAAAAUUCAUAGCCAAAAUUCAUACAGUACCUACUACAAUAAUAGUUUUUCGUAACAUUUAUUUCUGUUGUAGUGUGCUAUUUAAUGUAAUUUGUACAUUUUUGGGUAGUUAGAUCAGUAAAUAGUAAUUUAUACAUAGAUACAGUUAUAAAAAAUAAAAUAAGAUAACAUUUUAUAAACAGAUGCAUUUUUGUGACAUAGAUGUUCUAAAAUUAAAUAUUCAAAACAAUACUAAUAAAAAGUAUAGAUAUAAGCCUAAGCAAUAAUACAAAAACCUAUGAUGCAGUUGUUUUGAAACUCGGGGACCUAGAUUGACCCUUAAUUUGAUUCUACAUUCCAAACGACGAUAUCUUGCCUCAAUAAAUAGUUUUCAAGUAUUGUGACCUCUGACAUAAUAUAAAUUUCUCAGAUUUAUUUUGAUUAUAAUAUUAUAAAAACAACACCCAUAAGCAUUAGUUUUAUUCAGUCUUAUUAUUUUUGUGAGUAUAAACACUUUUAUAUUAAAUAGAUGUUUAUAACUUAAAAAAUUAUCACACUAAAAUUUAUUAGUUUGACAAACAUAUAAAAUUUUUAAAUUGCUUCACAAUUUAAUAAAUAAAAUAAAUAAAUAAAUAAAGUAUCAUGAGUGCAUUAGCCAUCUAUGAAUAAUAUGAGUAUUUUUUUAGGUUUUUUAAAAUUUAAAGAAAUAAAAAUAAAUAAUAGGUAAUACAAAAUUUAAAAUUUAAAUUUUAUCUUAUAUUAAUAUAUUUUUUCACUGGGUAUAUAUUACUUGAUAAUUUUUUAAAAGUGUUGUAUGUUCUAUUGUUAGUGUUUUUAAUAGUUUAUGUUUUAUAUAUUAGUUCAUCAUUUAUAAAGUUAUUAAGUAUUUUACAUAUUGUAUUAUUAAUUUACUAAUUUAACAAAUAUUAUUUGUAUUUCAAAAUUAAUUUUGUGUUAUACAUAAUGUGUAUAAAUGCCUUGACUAUCACUUUUUUUUGCGAAACACUAUAUUACUAUAUUAUAAUUAAAUAAAUACUUAAAAUUCAAUAGUUUGGAAACACAAUGAGAACAGUAUAUUUUAAUGAGUUUUUAUCGCAAACCCUAUUAUAUGUUCUAUAUGUAUUCAUUUAUUGUUUACAUUAAAUAUAUAGUUUUCUUUUUUGUUUUGUUUAUGUCUGUAAUAUCAAAUGUUGUUUUCUUUUCUAGUGCAACCAAAACAUAAUUCAUUUACUAGUGUUGCAACUGAACAAGUACCAGUACGAUUGACUCCUGCUUGGGAAGAAAAUAAUUUACCAAACGACGAACUUAAUUUUAAAACAUUAAGUAUGGAUGAUGCAGUGUUAGAGAAUAAUCCUCCAAAGGAUAGGUACAUUAAUUUAUUUUAUAAGUAAAUAAUGUGUUUGAAAUUAUUCAUCAUAUUGAUCUUUCAAAUUUGUAUAUUUAAUACCUAUAAAAUUGUGUUAUUAUGUUUUUUUUUUAUGGAUUUAGACCUUUUAUUUAAAUAAUAAUAUGAUUAUUAAUUUAAAAAUUUUUAUUUUAGAUGGAAUAUUGUGUAUUUGAUUUUAGUUCUUCAUGGUAUCGGUAUAUUAAUGCCUUGGAAUAUGUUUAUUAAUGCAAAAUCUGUGAGUAAUAUUUUAAGCCCUAUUUAAUAACUACUAGUUUUUUUUAUGAAAAUAUAUUAUUUAUGUAUAUUUUAUACAAAUUAUGAAGAUCCUCUUUUUCUUUUUAAUUGUAAUCCUGAUUAAUACAAUUAAAACAUUAAAUUUCAUUAUAUGUAGUUCAUUAUUCACACUAAAAAAAAAAAUUGUAUAGACCCCUUGAAGAAAAGAAUACACAUAAGAUUGUAGUAGACAAUUUAAUGUAUAUUUGUAGUCAUACAUAACUUUGUGAUAAUUUGUUGAUAUUUAGUUUAGUUUUUAUAAGUAGAGUGGUUAGUGAAGGUUCUUUUGCAGACAGAACUGUUUGUAUCUUUGCUUGUACUUUAAUUUUAAUUUCUUAACUAUGGUUACUUCUAUUGAUUAUUCUAAUUUUAGAGAAUCUCCUAAUUCUGUAUUUGAAAAAGGAUCCUAAGUCUAGUUGGGUUUGUACAUUUUAAGAAUAUAUUUAAAUUGUAUGUCAUAAUUGAAAUGUAAAACUUCCAAGUAUUGACAAUAAAUAAUUAAAUCUUUAUUAUUUAUUUAGUUUAGAAAGCUUGAUUUAGAAACUUGCUGAAGUCCCCAUUUAUUUAACAUGGGAUAGACAGUGUCACUUCUCGGCAAACAAGCAUCAAUAAAGCCCCCUCCCCCUUCAGCUUGUAACUACCAUCACCCUCUUUGAUAUUACUAGCCCCCCAAGAGGGGUAUAUCGUCCACUUCAAGAAACUCUGAUUUAAAUAAUAAAAAUUUUGAAGUGAAUGUUACACUAUAUAAAAAUUAAUGAAUUAAUUUAAAGUACUAACAUUUGUUUAAUGUUUUUUUUUUUUUUGAAAUCUUCACCCUAGUUGAGUUAUUUAAGUUAUGGUUUUGAAACACCUUACUAUACUGAAACUAUUAUAAUUUAUUUAAAUUAUUGUUGUCAAUAACUAUAUAAUUGUUUCAUAUUUUUAGUAUUUUGUGGACUACAAAUUAGGAAAUGUUUAUUUGGCUAACAAAUCAGAUUAUGCAUCAAUUUUUAUGGUAUACUUGACAAUUAGUUCACAACUUCCAAAUCUUCUAUUUAAUUGGCUCAACAUAUUUUGUCCAAUAGGGUAAGUUUUAAAUUAUUUAUCUAAAUAUGUAUUGUUUUAUUACUAAUAAUUGAUAGUUAAUUUACAUAAUAUUUGGUAAAUACAAAAAGUAUUUAUAAUAUAUUUCUAUAACAUAAAACUUCUUUGAUUAUUAUCUAAAAUUAUUAUUGGUAGAACAAAACUGUAUAAAUUAAUAUUCAGUUAGUUAUAUUUAAACAAAAACUAAAUACAUUUAUUAUAAAUGUAUACAAAAUUAAAAUAGUUUGAUUUGUUUGCUCCGCUUUGAUUAUGUACAAUAUUGAACAAAAUAAAAUAAAAUAUGUUUUCCUAUGGCUUCCAGUGUCCACCUCAGGCACAGUUAACCAUUAUUAUCUAGUAAUUUUUUUUUUAAUGGUUCUUUGCCUUUGACAACCAAAUUAACUAAUAAUAAUUGUUUUUUUUUUUAUUUUUUUUUUUUAUUAUUGUCACCAAAAUAAUUUAAUUUUCGUAUAAAAAAAAAUACCAAAAACCAUGUAUGAUCAACUUUUUAGAGGUUAAAAUUUUGGAUAUCUAACUUCAAGGUGCACACUUCCACCAAUUUAUCUACUUCUGAAUGGUAAAUUUUCAGACUGAGAGGAUGGUGAUAGCUUUGGUUUAAUAUUGCAAACAGACAGACAAACAAAGCAAUAGACAAACAUUUACUUUUAUUAAUUACAAAUAUAGAAUGCUAUUUAAAUACCUAUUAAAAUGUCAUGUCCUUUUUCAUCUUUGAUUUCAGUUAAAUAUAUUUUUUAAAUAAAACCUUAGGUUUACUGUAUACAUAUUAAAUAGGUAUAUAUUACAGUAAAGUAUUUGUUUUGUUUUUUUUUAUCAACAUUUUGUAUAAAUAAUUAUUAUAAAAUAUACCUUAGUAUAUUAAAAUUAUACCCAAUAUUUAAAUUAAUAUUAAUAAUUUUAUUUUCAGAGGGAAAUUAACAACUCGUAUAGUUUGGUCCAUUCUUACAGAAGUAGUUUGUUUUGUUUUCACUGUUAGUUUAGUAAUGAUCGAUACCUCUGAAAAACCAGAAUUAUUUUUUUGGUCAACUAUUGGAAUUAUAGUGUUAUUGAAUAUGGCAAAUGGUGUAUAUAAUAACUCUGUCUUUGGAAUGGCAGCGAAACUUCCUACAAAAUUUAUAGGUGCUGUAAUUCUUGGUACAAAUUUGAGUGGUACAUUUACAUCUAUUACCAGCAUAUUAUCAAUUUCAAUUGCUCCAGAUGCUCGAACAGCUGCUAUAUAUUAUUUUACCACAGCAUUAUUUGUGUUAUUAGCUUGUUUUGAUACAUAUUUUGCAUUGCCAUUAAAUGUAAGUUGUUGUAAUUUUAUAUGUAGAUAAUGUAUGCAUUUACAAUUUCUAUUAAAUAUGGGUAUUCAAUAAAAUAAAAAAAACAAAAUUAACCAGUUGUAUACAGUGCUCGAGUUGAGGGGGGAGAACCACAAUUAAUUUUUCAAAAAUGUAAGCAUACCUCUACUAAUUGUUGGAAAUGGAACACGUGGGAUGACGGAUAGUAAUAAAACGUCCUGUCGUCCUCUCUCCCUUAGACCAUGUUUUUGUUACAUAAGUUGUAUAGGUAUUCUAUAGUUAUUUUUAUUAUAUAUAUAUAUAUAUAUUUAAACAAACUCUGCUUCCCAUUGAACAACCCUUGGAUGACAAUCUGCCACGGAUAGGACAGUACAUAUUUUGGAUUUGUGUCAAAAUGUAUUUUCAUUAAUAUUUGAACUUAAGGAGCUAAACAUAAAAUACUUUAUACAUUAAACCAUGCUUUUGAUCAAAUGCAACUUACCAAAAUAACAACCAAAUAAAAUCCUAUAAAAAAUCAAACAUUUAGUUGGUAAAAGUAAAUUCUAAAAUAAAUAGCCAGCAGUAUUGUUGUUAGUAUUUGUUUUCAGAAAUGAUUAAUUACUGAAUAAUGUUUAAAAAUUGGUGUGGGCAGCAGAGCCCUUCACAUGUUAAGUUGAAUUAAGUAAUUGCAAAGGACACUGAUUUGUUUAAUGUCUUUUCUUUUAUUGUUCCAAUUCGAGCCCUGGUUAUAUAACAUUUUAGUUAGGAGCAAUCAUUUUUAUGUAAAUCUUUACCUGUUUAUAAAUAAAACACCAGUAAAAUUCAUCAUAGUCCAUAUUAAUUAGUACUCACAAGUAAUCAGCCUUAUUUUCUUUAUUUUUAUUUUUAUAUUUUAAAUUUCUGCAUUUAAAACAAAUCAAAUUAAUUUUUAUAUGUUCAAAUAAUCCAAGCUGAGUAAAAUAUAUAAUUAUUAAUAUACAUUUUUGUUAAUAUUUUAUAAAUAAUAUCUAUACCUAUGUCUGUAUAUAGAGAUUUUACAAGUAUCAUGAAUUGAUUUAUCAACGGGAAAUUGAAAAUCAAGAAUCAAAACAAAACGGAGAAAAUGACAAAAUUCCUUAUUGGAAUAUUUUUAAACAAGCUUUUCCACAAUUAUUCAAUGUAUUUUUUAUAUUUUUCGUCACUCUUUCAAUAUUUCCAGUUGUUCAUUCAGGUACUAAUAAACAACAUCUUUUUAGUAAAUAAAUGUAUUUUAUUUUUUAUAACUAUUAUUUUGUAUAUUUUUUUUUUUUAGUAUUAUUAUCAUUUACUGGAAUGAAAUUAAAAAUACAUUUACAUAUAAUAUUAUUAUAUGUAAAUUAUAAAUAAAUAAUAUAUGUAGAUAUUUUAUCAUAAUACUCCAGACGACAUAAUUAUUCAUUUAUUUAUAUAUUAAUAUUAUUACUUAAUUAUUAUAGAUAUUAAACAGUCAAAUAUAAAUUUCUUCAUCCACUCAAAAUAUUACGUCAGUGUUUUAUGUUUUUUGACAUUUAAUUUGAGUGCACUUAUUGGAACAUAUUUGUCUACUUUGUGUACAUGGGUAAAGCUUAAUUAAAUUUGUUUUGUUUUUUAAUUUAUUUAAUUAAAUAUAACUGAUAUAAAUUUGUUUUGUUUUAGCCUAAGCCAAAAUUUUUAUUUGUUCCCGUUAUAUUGAGAGUGGUGUUAGUUCCAUUAUUUUUGAUUUGUAAUUAUCACCCUAUUGGACAUACUAGACUAAUGCCAGUAAUAAUACAAAAUGAUUAUAUAUUUUGGAUUUUGGGAAUUAUUCUUGGAUUGUCUAGUGGUUAUUUCAGUUCUGUUGCAAUGAUGUAUACACCAAGGUUAAACAAAAACUACUUAUAUUGCUUUACUAUAUUUAGAAUCUAAUUACUUUAUACUAUUCAUCAUAUAUUACUAAAAGAUUUUUUUCAUAUUUAUGUAAUUAUCAGCGACACUUAGUAAUGAAAAUUAGUAUUAUCUAUAAUAGUUUUUUUUACAAAUUUUUGUUUUCAGAUGUGUUGAACCAAGAUAUAGUUCCAUUGCAGGUAUGUUUGGAGCUGCUUUCCUAUUGACUGGUAUUUGUUGUGGUAUACUCUUUGGAAUGUUAAUGCCACUUAUUGUAAACUGUAUCAGUUGGUGA